Messenger RNA from Dinoponera quadriceps, 675 nucleotides. Its product is annotated as zinc finger protein 593 homolog. The transcript is spliced from 3 exons. The coding region runs from base 232 to 660 and encodes 142 amino acids. Gene Ontology annotation, molecular function: zinc ion binding; nucleic acid binding. Lineage: Eukaryota; Metazoa; Arthropoda; Insecta; Hymenoptera; Formicidae. The record is from RefSeq and is a predicted model, not a curated record.
ACAGGACUAGACGUGUGCCUGACGGAAGGUCCCGGUGCUUCGUCAUAUCUGCCGAUCGUACCUCGCCAGGGGAACCGCAUCCGCGUUCACCGAGUCGGGAUCUCGUAUCCGAGUGUGCGACACGAUUCGGCGGGUAGUCGAUGCCUCUGGUUCUCACUCACGGUCGAUUGCGUUCGUGCGGAUUUCACUUCGCGACGUGUCCCAGUCGUUUCGCGACGCGCGAACCUUGUUAUGGUGUACAAACGUAAAAAGCAACACAGGGGAGACACGCACUUGAAGAAAGGCUGGCGUACGAAACGGAGGAAAAAGGAUCUAGAUGAGAUUGAUGAGGACUUGAAGGAGCAGAAUGUCGAACAAUUGUUGAAUCAAGAAGUGGAUUUCGACAAACCGGGCUCGGCGCAGCACUACUGCAUACAUUGCGCGAGGUACUUCGUAAACGAAACCGCUCUCCAAACUCACUUCAACACCAAGGUGCAUAAACGACGACUGAAAGCGCUCGAGCUAGAGCCGUACAGCAUCGAAGAAUCGGAAAGAGCUGCGGGUAAAGGGAAUUACGUCGCACCGCAAAAGCGUAAAAUUGAGACUGUGACUAAGGACAGUCUUAACAAAAUUGACGCGGAUGUCGAGCCUGAUAUUAAGGCAAUAAAAUUAAAAGAAUAAAGUGCACUUGUCGUU